Messenger RNA from Boleophthalmus pectinirostris (great blue-spotted mudskipper), 3487 nucleotides. It is a transcript of the gene atg7, whose product is annotated as ATG7 autophagy related 7 homolog (S. cerevisiae). Bases 462 to 2621 code for a protein of 719 amino acids. The record is from RefSeq and is a predicted model, not a curated record. Gene Ontology annotation, molecular function: Atg8 activating enzyme activity; Atg12 activating enzyme activity. Gene Ontology annotation, biological process: autophagy of mitochondrion; protein modification by small protein conjugation; cellular response to nitrogen starvation. NCBI's taxonomy places the organism in Eukaryota, Metazoa, Chordata, Actinopteri, Gobiiformes, Gobiidae. The transcript has 19 exons. Gene Ontology annotation, cellular component: phagophore assembly site; cytoplasm.
CAGCGCUCAGGAGGAAACCCGGAACCAGGGCACUUUUCCCUUUCUUUUGUAAUAAAAUAGAUGAACAGCGACUUAAAUAUUAACCAAAACUAUAAUUGUGCUGUAAAUUGAGAUCCGAGAGAGCUAUAACACAUCAUAAUUUGUGCAUAGAUAGUCCCUAAAUACUUUGAAAUGAUCGGAGCAGCAGCGAAAUGAAAAGAAACGGCACGUAUAGAUUUCUAUCCGUUUUUUCUUGCUUUAUCGUGUGUGCGUUUCUUUUCAUCUUUUGGUUCUUUAUUUUUUACUCCAUGGUUCAUGCACCAUAGUUCCCAUUUUUACUGUUUUAUUCCAAGCUUCUGCUGUUACUACAUACCCACAGUGCAUUGCUUUAUUGACAAGUCUCGUGAUCACAUGACCACCGUGACCAGGAAGUAACGAAUUGGGUUUCAUAACUUUCUGAGGUCCUUUUUGAUAGUAGCACAAUGGCGUCUGCAGCUGGAGAGGUAGCAGGAGCUAAGUCUGAUCUGAAGCUGCAGUUUGCUCCUUUCAGUAGUGCUCUGGAGGCCGGCUUCUGGCAUCAACUCACUCAGAAGAAACUCAACGAAUACAGGCUGGAUGAGAGCCCCAAGAGCAUCAAGGGCUUCUAUUACAACGGCGAUGCAGUCGGUUUACCUACUCGACUAACUCUGGAGUUUAGUGCUUUUGAAGUUGAUGGACCAACUCCAGCCCGCUGCUGUCCAGCCUUAGGAACCCUGUAUAAUAUGAACACACUAGAUGCCUUUAAAGCCACUGAUAAAAAAGCAAUGUUGGAAAAAGAAGCCAGUGAGAUAUGGGAUGCCAUUAAAUCAGGAGCUGCAGUAAUCGACCCCUCCAUUUUGUGUAGAUUCAUUCUCCUCACCUUUGCAGAUUUGAAGAAGUACCAUUUUUAUUAUUGGUUUUGCUUCCCAGCGCUUUGUUUUCAAGAAGGAAUUAAGAUUAUCAAAGAGCCUGCAAUCAUUGAGAAAGUAUUUUCAUCCAAACAAAUUGUAGCCCUGCAGGAGGCCUAUGACGACCUGUGCGUUAAAAAGGGCACUACAGCCGUCCCUUAUUUUCUGUUGAAGUACAGUGGAGACUCGGUGCAGAUGGCCGAUCUCAAAGACUGGGACUCUUUCUUCUCUGAUACUAAGAAGGUUUCUGUGGGCGUCUAUGAUCCGUGUACUCUGUCCCAACAUCCAGGCUGGCCUCUGAGAAAUCUGCUGCUCCUUAUCGCUUACAGAUGGGGGUCUAAGCUGGACAUGCUGGAGGUGCUGUGUUUCAGAGACAGGACUCUACAGGGCAGUCGCUCUAUUCAUCACAGUUUAAUUUUCCAGCUCAAACUGCCUCCUCUGGCUCCCAACUCAGUUUGUCCAAAGAGUGUAGGCUGGGAGAAGAACGCCAAAGGAGCCAUGGGACCCAGGAUGGUGAAUCUGAGUGAAUGUAUGGACCCUAAAAGACUGGCUGAAUCAUCAGUGGACCUGAAUCUGAAGCUGAUGCGCUGGAGGCUGGUCCCUUCUCUGGAUCUGGACAAAGUCAUCAGCACCAAGUGUCUGCUGCUGGGGGCAGGGACCCUGGGGUGUAACGUGGCCCGCACUCUCAUGGGCUGGGGAGUGAGACACAUCACGUUUGUGGACAAUGCAAAGAUCUCGUACUCUAACCCAGUCCGUCAGCCUCUGUAUGAGUUCGAGGACUGUCUGGGUGGAGGCAAGUCUAAGGCCAUGGCGGCAGUCGACCGUCUCAACAAGAUCUUCCCCGGGGUGAACGCAGAAGGCUACUCCAUGAGUAUCCCCAUGCCGGGUCACCCAGUGAACUUCUCUGAGGCCACAGUGUCCCAAGCCCAGAGGGACGUUCAGCAGCUGGAGCGCCUCAUCUCAGAGCAUGACGUGGUUUUCCUUCUCAUGGACACCAGGGAGAGCCGCUGGCUGCCCACUGUUAUCGCUGCUAGCAAGAGAAAGUUGGUGAUAAAUGCGGCUCUGGGCUUUGACACGUUUGUUGUCAUGCGUCACGGUCUGAAGAAGCCCUCUGUCACUGACAACGCUUCGGCAGACUCCUCCACUUCCUGUUCUUCCACCGCCUCUUCCUGUGUGUCCACUCCGGCUGGCCCCGCCCCCCCUGCUCCAGGCUCCUCCCUUUUCUCAAACAUCCCCGGACACAAGCUGGGCUGCUACUUCUGCAACGAUGUAGUGGCACCAGGAGACUCGACCCGGGACCGCACUCUGGACCAGCAGUGCACAGUGAGCAGACCUGGGCUGGCCAUGAUCGCUGGAGCUCUGGCAGUGGAGAUGAUGGUGUCCAUACUGCAGCACAGUGAAGGUGGAUAUGCAGUGGCGAGCAGCAGUGACGACAGGAUGAAUGAGCCACCCACCUCUCUGGGUCUAGUGCCACAUCAGAUCCGAGGUUUUCUCUCAAGGUUUGACAACGUCCUCCCUGCUAGCCUGGCCUUUGACAAGUGCACCGCCUGCUCACCCAUAGUUUUGGAUCACUACGAGAGAGAAGGCUUCCAUUUCCUCUCCAAGGUUUUCAAUUCCUCCCACUCGUUCCUGGAAGACCUCACGGGGCUGACGCUGCUGCACCAGGAGACGCAGGCGGCUGAGAUUUGGGACAUGAGCGACGAUGAAAGCAUUUAAGAUCAAACUAGACCGUCAUGAGAGGAGGACUUUUCUACUACUGCGUCUGCCUUUUUAAUUUUCUUUGUGAGUUUUGGAUGACAAAAAAUCAAGGACUAGACAUCGACUGUGAGAAUCCUGCUUCAAAUUGGCCAAAGAGUUGGACUGGACCAAAUUCAUGAUGUAUCAAGGUGUGUUUUAUUGAUAAAGAAUGUGAGACCAGCGUAAUGUUUACAGAUUUAAGACCCCGCUGUAUGAAGGCUCUGGAUAAAUCACAAAACAUAGUAUUGAGGACAAAAAACAAGGAAAUUAUUGUUGGAUUUUGUUGUUCCAUAUUUUUUACUUUCUACAAAUAUAUAUACAUAUUUUUUUUUCUCAUAUUAAUACCUAAAAAGGAGUUGAAAGUAUUUUUGGUUUUGCUUUUACUGUAAAAAAAAAAAAAAACAUUUUCCACUUAUUACUUAUUACACUGACUCACCAGGGCCACCAUUCUACUGUGUAUUACUCCACACUUGUACCUAAUAAACAAAAUAAAUAUGAUAAAACAGUGUAAUAAUACUCAAUCAUGUUUCAGGUAAUAUCAUGCAGAUAUGUCCAUUACAUCAUCUCAAAUUGUACAGUUCAGGAAAUCAGUAUUGAACUCUCUUGUUUUAAUGUGUUUUUGAUUUGAUUUCACAAACUUGUCUUUUCCAUCUGGGUCUCAAAGCAUGUUUACGUGUCGACUUUCUGAGCAGCUAACAUCACCUGUCACUGUACUGUCUGUAAUGUGCAUUUGAACUGCAGCCUGUGUGUUUCUCAAUGUGUGUCUUGACUUUGCAUUAAAAGUCUGUUACAUUAAACAGUGUAUGUUUAUAAUGAGCCAGUCCAAAUAAAAGUAUUUAUCUCUU